AUGAACACUGAGAGGUUCAAGGAGGUCAAAGCCGAAAUCCUGCAAGCCAACAGAGCAUUCCUCCCCACAGCAGACAUCAAAUACAUUGGCUGGCUGACUAGGAGACCACCAUUGUCUAUCGUCAUCAAGUUCACACGAGCAGAAGACGCCAACAAAAUCAUCGACGAGGGACUGCUAUAUAGGAACCUAAUGCAAGGCAGCAAAGACAUGUGGCUACUACGCGCAGUUACACAGCUCCUGGGAGUGCCCAUCCAAGACCGGCCAGGAUACCAUCAGGAAGGACGAGCCGGCCUAGCUCCACGCGAGGACGAGGACAGAAGAGAGGGUGGCAAUACUUACAACGUAUAUAAAUCAAAGGACACAGUCAUGGCGACACUGCUACGGGACCCCAGGGUUGCAGAGUACGACAUGCUUGUGAUCCAGGAGCCAUGGAGGAACCCAUUUAUAUUGACAACACACCACCCAGCGAAGGAAAUAUUCCACCUCUGCUACCCAACUGUAGAUGAUGGGGAAGGCCCAGCAUGGUUGUGCUUCUUCAUUAAUAAGAGACUCGAUCACAGCGCAUGGCAAUUUAAACAGCACACGAGAGACUUGUGCACGCUGAAAAUCAGCACAAACGGACCAGGUGCGUCAGAUGAUGAGCUUAUCAUACAUAACGUGUAUAAUGCACCACAGAACACAAUGGGACGAAACAGUAUCCUUCCGCUACUCAAGAUACAACUGGAGGAAUAUGCACCUAAAGAACAAAUCGCCUUAGGCGACUUCAACCUCCAUCACUAG
This is a messenger RNA of Verruconis gallopava, 780 nucleotides long. RefSeq lists its product as uncharacterized. The transcript is spliced from 5 exons. Bases 1 to 780 code for a protein of 259 amino acids. NCBI's taxonomy places the organism in Eukaryota, Fungi, Ascomycota, Dothideomycetes, Venturiales, Sympoventuriaceae. The record is from RefSeq and is a predicted model, not a curated record.